Messenger RNA from Jaculus jaculus (lesser Egyptian jerboa), 839 nucleotides. It is a transcript of the gene Mettl26, whose product is annotated as methyltransferase like 26. The transcript has 6 exons. NCBI's taxonomy places the organism in Eukaryota, Metazoa, Chordata, Mammalia, Rodentia, Dipodidae. Bases 8 to 616 code for a protein of 202 amino acids. The record is from RefSeq and is a predicted model, not a curated record.
GGCCGAGAUGCUGGUGGCGGCGGCCGCGGAGCGGAACAAGGAGCCCAUCCUGCGCGUACUGCGGCAGUACGUGGACCCAGCCCAGCACGGCGUCCGCGUGCUCGAGGUGGCCUCGGGCUCCGGCCAGCAUGCCGCGCACUUCGCUCAGGCCUUUCCGCACGCCGAAUGGCAGCCGUCGGACGUGGACCAGCGCUGCCUGGACAGCAUCGCCGCCACCACUCAAGCCCAGAGGCUGUCCAACGUAAAGGCCCCGUUAUACCUAGAUGUGACCUGGGAAUGGGAGCAAUGGGGUGGAAUCCCGCCGCAGUCACUGGACCUAUUGCUAUGCAUCAACAUGAUCCACAUCAGCUCGCUGACUUGCACCAAGGGGCUUUUCAAAGCAGCGGGACACCUGCUCAAACCCAAGGCUGUAUUGAUCACUUAUGGGCCCUUUGCAGUCAACGGGAAGAUAUCUCCCCAGAGCAACGUGGACUUUGACCUGGCCCUCAGAUGCAGGUCAGACCUAGGAAUCCAGACUGGGGGCUCCGGGACACAGCCCUUUUGGAGGAACUGGGCCAGGCCAGUGGCUUGCUCCUGGAGAGGAUGGUGGAUAUGCCAGCCAACAACAAAUGCUUGAUUUUCCGGAAAGAAUAGCUUCUCUUCUUCCUCUCCUGUGCCUGCAUCUGCCAGAGGCUCUGUGAACCACACACCAGACCCCAGCACCCUGCCUCCUUGGUUAGGCCUUGGACUUAACUAACCCCUUCUAGUUGGGUGGCCACAGGGCUUCUGAGAUCCUGAGCCCAGUCUGUCCUUGAAUAAAGUGUUUCCUGCCACCCCUCACCAUGGGUGGGUAUGCACGA